Messenger RNA from Penaeus monodon (black tiger shrimp), 1107 nucleotides. RefSeq lists its product as uncharacterized. The coding region runs from base 1 to 1107 and encodes 368 amino acids. Lineage: Eukaryota; Metazoa; Arthropoda; Malacostraca; Decapoda; Penaeidae. The transcript has 3 exons. The record is from RefSeq and is a predicted model, not a curated record. Gene Ontology annotation, molecular function: nucleic acid binding.
AUGUCCAAGUCUAGAGUUACUCCACUGAAAGCUGUUACUAUUCCAAGAUUGGAACUGACAGCAGCAGUAGUGUCAACUAAAUGGAAUUAUGUACAUUCAGAGUCAAAUCCAGCAGACUAUGCUGCCCAUGGACUUUGUGUUAAAGAAUUAAAGAAUAAUUUGAUGUGGUGGAAUGGUCCAAAGUUUCUUUGGAAGAAACUUGAUAAUUGUGGAAGUUCCUGUGAACAAAGAUCCAUUUUAGAGGAUGAUCCAGAAGUCAAGAAAGUGUCGUUUGUAGUAACUUCAAAGAGAGAAGUACCAUUUCUUGAUAGAUUAAACUAUUUCUCAGAUUGGUUUAGAGCUAAAAGAGCUACAGAAUUGUGUUUAAGACUACAAAGUAAGUAUAAGAAAACCACAGAAACGUCUGAAGAGAAAAUUGAUAAGAAGAUAAAUGUAACAUAUAGUCCUGUGACAGUUUCAGAGUUUGAAAAGGCAGAGAAAGUAAUAAUAAAGGAACUUCAGAGUAAACACUAUGCAGAUGAAAAAAGGGUUCUUCAAACAAAGGAGAAUGUCCUUAAUAAAACAAGCAGCUUGUGCAGAUUAGAUCCAUUUAUGGAUGCAGAUGGAAUCAUAAAGGUACGAGGAAGACUUAGUCAAGCAAACUUGAAUGAAGCAAGUAGACAUCCUGUAAUUUUACCAGGAGGAUCAUCUAUGGUAGCUAAGCACAUUAGAAACUGUAUUGUUUGUAAGAAAUCAAGAGGUAAAACACUUGACCAAAAAAUAUCAGAUCUGCCAGAGGAUAGACUUGAACCAUCUCCUCCAUUUACUUAUUGUGCUGUAGUUUAUUUUGGUCCGUUUUAUGUGAAUGUAAGACACAGUGAAGUCAAGAGAUAUGGAGCAUUGUUCACAUGCUUAGUUUCAAGAGCUAUUCACCCAGAAGUUGUUGAAUCUAUGGAUACUGAUUCUUUUCUCAAUGCUUAUCUUCGUUUUGUUGGUAGAAGAGGGCCAGUACGUCAGUUGAGAUCAGAUAGAGGUACAAAUUUUGUAGGUGCCAAGAAUGAACUUCACAUUAGCUUAAAGGAAAUGGAUCAAACAAAAAUAAGCAAUAAUGUUAAAGGACAAUUGUGA